UUUUGACUUGCUUUUGAGCAUCAGAUUGCAUGCGAUUAUACACAUAGUGGACCUCGGCUGUGGAGGGGAGACCACCGGGCACCGUCAGAGAGAGGACAGCCGUCACCGACCGUGCAAGACGUACGAGGCGACGUAAACAGUAGCCACAAUGGUGAACCAGGUUCAGCGUGUGGACGGUAACUGGCAGUCAGGCAAGAGCGACUCCAGCGGAGCCAGCAACAGCGGCGGUGAGAGCUCCAAGGAGAGCUCCCGCUGCUCCACGCCGGUGCUCGACGCGGACCGGUCGGACAGGCUGCGGGACAAGAUGCUGAGGAGGAUGGAGUCUGGGGAUCGCUGGUUCUCUCUUGAGUUCUUUCCUCCCCGCACCGCCAGUGGAGCAGUAAAUCUUAUCUCAAGAUUUGACCGUAUGGGCUCCGGAGGGCCCCUGUUCAUUGAUAUUACCUGGCACCCAGCCGGGGAUCCAGGCUCAGACAAGGAAACAUCCUCCAUGAUGAUUGCAAGCACAGCAGUCAACUACUGCGGUCUGGAGACCAUCCUCCAUCUGACCUGUUGCAACCAGACAAAAGAGAAGAUCACUGGCUACCUGGCCAAAGCCAAGCACCUGGGCCUCAAGAACAUCAUGGCGCUGAGAGGAGAUCCAGUUGGAGCAGACUGGGAGGAAGAGGAGGGGGGCUUCAACUACGCCACAGACCUUGUCAAACACAUCCGCUCUGAGUUUGAUGACUACUUUGACAUCUGUGUCGCUGGGUACCCAACAGGCCAUCCGGAGGCAGAGAGCUAUGAGGAAGAUCUCAGACACUUGAAGGAGAAGGUGGAUGCCGGAGCAGACUUUAUCAUCACUCAGCUCUUCUUUAGAGCUGAAACGUUCCUUAAAUUUGUUCGGGACUGCAGGAAAAUAGGCAUCAUGUGUCCCAUCCUACCUGGAAUUUUUCCUAUCCAGGGUUACCAAUCUCUGCGUCAGCUUGUCAAGCUGUCAAAGCUUGAGGUACCAGAGGAGAUCACCAGAGUCAUUGAGCCCAUCAAAGACAAUGAUGCUGCCAUCCGCAACUACGGAAUUGAACAAGCAGUGGAAAUGUGCCGUUUGCUUUUGGAGAGUGGCGAAGUGCCUGGCCUCCACUUCUACACACUGAAUCGUGAGGUUGCCACAAUAGAAGUCCUCCGUCAGCUGGGCAUGUGGAUAGAGGACCCCAGGCGGCCCCUUCCCUGGGCAAUGAGUGCGCAUCCUAAACGGAAGGUAGAGGAUGUUCGACCCAUCUUCUGGGCAUCUAGACCCAAGAGUUAUAUCUACAGAACCCAGGACUGGGACGACUUCCCCAAUGGAAGAUGGGGGAACUCUUCAUCUCCAGCUUUUGGCGAGUUAAAUGACUACUACCUGUUCUACCUAAAGAGCAAGUCAUCCAAGGACGCCCUGCUAAAGAUGUGGGGUGAGGAACUGACCAGUGAAGACAGUGUGUUUGAGGUCUUCACCUGCUACAUAACAGCCCAACCAAACCACAGCGGACACAAGGUCAUGUGUUUGCCGUGGAACGAUGAGCCUCUGGCUCCAGAGACCAACCUGCUAAAGGAUGAGCUGGAGAAGGUCAACCGGCGCGGAGUACUAACAAUCAACUCCCAGCCCAACAUCAAUGGCAAACCGUCCUCGGAUCCUUUAGUAGGCUGGGGACCUGCUGGAGGCUAUGUCUUUCAGAAAGCCUAUCUGGAAUUCUUUACCUCCAGUGAAAAUGUGAAUGCUCUCCUCAAAGUGCUGAAGAAGUAUGAGCCCCGUGUAAACUACCACAUCGUGAAUGUACAGGGCCAUAACCUGACCAACGCUCCAGAAAUGCAGCCUAACGCUGUCACAUGGGGGAUCUUUCCUGGCAGGGAAAUUGUUCAGCCUACCGUAGUGGACCCAGUCAGUUUCAUGUAUUGGAAGGAUGAGGCCUUUGCCUUGUGGAUUGAGCAAUGGGCAAAACUCUAUGAAGACGAGUCCCCUUCACGGAUGAUCAUCAAAUAUAUCCAUGACAACUACUUCCUGGUAAAUCUGGUGGAUAAUGACUUUCCCCUGGAAAACUGCUUAUGGCAGGUCAUUGAUGACAUGUUUGAGUUGCUUGACAUGCCACCAGAGCUGGUCACCGAUGGAGCAGUAUCUGAGUAACUUUAAAAGUGAGACCUCUUCUCUAGGGGAAA
Myripristis murdjan (pinecone soldierfish) is the source of this 2166-nucleotide messenger RNA. RefSeq names its product methylenetetrahydrofolate reductase (NAD(P)H) (gene mthfr). The coding region runs from base 149 to 2134 and encodes 661 amino acids. Gene Ontology annotation, cellular component: cytosol. The transcript has 12 exons. Lineage: Eukaryota; Metazoa; Chordata; Actinopteri; Holocentriformes; Holocentridae. The record is from RefSeq and is a predicted model, not a curated record. Gene Ontology annotation, biological process: tetrahydrofolate interconversion. Gene Ontology annotation, molecular function: FAD binding; methylenetetrahydrofolate reductase [NAD(P)H] activity.